GCUGUGUGAUGCUGUGCAUUGUUUCCCGAUGUUGCAUUGUUGAUUUGACCACUAGGAGACAGACAUGUUGUGGCUCAAGGAAUAUCUGCUCACACACGUCCUCUUCCGGGUGUGUUUGAAAAGGCUUUCUCUGAGCUGUGUGUGGAGGGAUUCGCUGGGUGUCGAAUGAGACCCACAGUAACUCGAACUCAAACCGAGCCCAUUUUUAGGAAAAGAUCCGUGCAGCGGGAAAGAGACGCGCUGUGAUCCGUGUGCAGAAAUGUCAGAAGCUAGUUUUAUCUCGGAGAAAGAUGCCUCGCAGCAUAAUCAGUCGGACCCUAAUGAGCAGGGCCCUCAAAAUACUGCUGACUCUCUAGAGCAAAGCAGAAACAGCCUGGAUGAGACACACAUGACUGAAAUUGACAUCAGUGAGGACAAGGACGCUGGAAAACACAAAUAUACUCCCAGUGAUGAUGAUGAUGAGGAUGAUGAGGAUGAGGAAGAGGAGGAUUCUCAGGCUCAGAGGAAAACUAGUGGAAUAAUUGAGGAUGAUGUUGAAGCGGUGGCUAUGGCAGAGGAGGCCCACAGAAGCCCAGCUGCUCAAAUCUCAGUCACCAGAAACGGAGAAGCCGACAACAGUCACGAGGAAGUGUUUCAGAGGGGUGUUUCACACAUCAUCUCCUCUGGACCAAUCACAUCACACUUCAACAUCUCACCUGAAGACUGUGCAGUGAAUGAGGGAGAGUACACAGGUGCUUUGUCAGAGUCCGGAGCAGUGGUCCUCGCUGAUGACAUGAAGAGUCCUGCCAUCGAGAAACUGGAGCUGAUGAGGAAGUGGAGCAUCAACACUUAUAAAUGCACCAAGCAGAUCCUGUCGGAGAAGUUAGGACGCGGCUCUCGUACGGUUGAUCUGGAGCUGGAGGCUCAGAUCGAGAUUCUUCAUGAAAACAAGCGAAAGUAUGAGCAUGUUAUCAAGCUGGCGCAGACGCUGUGCAUGCAGCUGGCACAGAUGCUGCAGACGCAGAGACAGCUGGGCGAUGCAUUUGCUGACCUUAGUCUCAAAACACCCGAGCUACAUGAGGAAUUCGGCUACAAUGCUGAAACCCAAAAACUCCUGGCGAAAAAUGGAGAAACUCUGUUAAGAGCUAUCAACUUCUUCAUCUCCAGCGUAAAAACUCUAGUGGAUAAAACUAUAGAGGACACCUUGGUCAACAUCAAGCAAUAUGAAGCAGCGAGGAUUGAGUAUGAUGCGUAUCGCACCGAUUUAGAAGAGCUCAAUCUGGGUCCGCGGGAUGCCAACACUCUUCCCAAAAUCGAGCAGUCUCAGCAACGUUUCCAGAUCCACCGCGAAAAAUACGAAAAGAUGCGCAUCGACGUCUCAGUCAAACUCAAGUUUCUGGAGGAAAACAAGGUGAAGGUUUUACACAACCAGCUGAUUCUCUUCCACAACGCCAUCGCUGCUUACUUCGCAGGCAACCAGCAGCAGCUGGAACAGACCCUGAAACAGUUCCACAUCAAACUAAAGUUACCCGGAGGAGAAAUCCCCUCUUGGCUGGAGAAGCACUGAAAAGAAAACCAAAACCAUGAAGCAACCCUUAUCACUCCUUUCCCUUUUGACUCCUUUCUGGACACUAAAACUCUCAAUAAACCCAUACAACAGGAACCCGUUUUGAUAAGAGAAAUAUCAAGCUCCUCUCU
Carassius carassius (crucian carp) is the source of this 1677-nucleotide messenger RNA. Its product is annotated as arfaptin-1-like. Bases 260 to 1546 code for a protein of 428 amino acids. The transcript has 9 exons. The record is from RefSeq and is a predicted model, not a curated record. Gene Ontology annotation, cellular component: trans-Golgi network membrane. Lineage: Eukaryota; Metazoa; Chordata; Actinopteri; Cypriniformes; Cyprinidae. Gene Ontology annotation, biological process: regulation of Arp2/3 complex-mediated actin nucleation; intracellular protein transport. Gene Ontology annotation, molecular function: phospholipid binding; protein domain specific binding.